AUGAACUGCACCAAGCUAAAAUUUCUGGAGAUCAGUGACAAUAAUUUUGAAGGGGAGGUGCAACAAGUCCUCGGAAAAUUGAUGAGCCUGAAGAGCCUUGCGCUUCAAGAGAAUAAUUACAGUGGUGGCAUUGUCUCCUCUGGCAUUCUACAGUUGCCAAACCUCAUCUUCCUUGACCUCAGCUUUAACGGAUUCUCCGACAAGCUUCCUAGCGAAAUCGCUAGCAUGAUGAGCAUCGAAUCCCUCGUGCUUGCAUGUAAUAACUUCUCUGGUAAAAUCCCACCAUCAUACGGGCAGCUUAUGAGGCUCCAAGCAUUCAACUUGUCAUUCAACAGCCUCUCUGGCAAGAUCCCACCAGAGAUUGGUAAUCUGACAUCGCUUCUCUUGUUGAUGCUGGCUGAGAACCAACUUUCAGGAGAGAUCCCAAGGGAGAUAGGAAACUGUACUAGCCUGCUCUGGCUCAACCUUGUUGGAAACAGGAUAUUCGGCAAAAUCCCACCUGAGAUGGCAAGUAUGGGGAGGAAUCCCGGUCCAACCUUUGUCAAGAAUCGAAGCAAUCCUUCACUGAUCAAGUCUGCGACGAGUAAAUGUUUACUUGUGUACCGGUGGGUGCCAGCGAGUUAUCUAGAGUUUGACUUUGUUGAAUCAAUGAUGAUGUCCCAGAAGAACCGCCUAACAAUGUGGAACAGGCUCCUCAUGGGAUAUGACAUACUUCCAGUAACUUCACCAUUACGAACGGCCUUAGGGUAUGUUCAGCUGUCAGGAAACCUUGGAGAGAUACCCUCCACAAUUGGCGCAAUGAAGAACAUUAGCUUGCUCCUGCUUGAUGGCAACCGACUCUCUGGACACCUACCAUCAGAAAUUGGUUGGAUGCAACUAGUUGCUCUAAAUUUAUCCGGCAAUUCUUUCUCUGGUCAGAUUCCAUUCGAAAUUGGUCAUCUGGAUUCCCUAAGGAGCCUCGAUUUGUCUUGGAAUAAUUUCUCCGGUGCACUCCCAUCAAACCUAGACAAGCUGUCCAAACUGAGCAAAUUCAAUGUUUCAUACAACCCGCUUCUCUCAGGGAAGGUCCCAAACACUGGGCAACUCUCCACUUUCAAUGAGCAGUCUUUCCUUGGUGAUCCACUCUUAUCUUUCCACUCGCCGGUGGCUCCCAACCCUCAUUGA
This is a messenger RNA of Triticum turgidum subsp. durum (durum wheat), 1164 nucleotides long. NCBI's taxonomy places the organism in Eukaryota, Viridiplantae, Streptophyta, Magnoliopsida, Poales, Poaceae. The record is from the annotation of a GenBank genome assembly.